Molecule: messenger RNA, 4235 nt
Organism: Jaculus jaculus (lesser Egyptian jerboa)
Lineage: Eukaryota; Metazoa; Chordata; Mammalia; Rodentia; Dipodidae
Gene: Rragd
Product: Ras related GTP binding D
Exons: 7
Coding region: 193-1386 (397 amino acids)
Biological process (GO): regulation of autophagy; cellular response to starvation; positive regulation of TOR signaling
Cellular component (GO): lysosome; nucleus; Gtr1-Gtr2 GTPase complex
Molecular function (GO): GTP binding; GTPase activity
Source: RefSeq, a predicted model, not a curated record
GGUUCGGGGUGCGCAGCAGCCCGGCCGGGACCUGGGUGCCUCGGACUAGGGUGACCCCGCGCGGUCCUGGCCUCCGCCGGCUCCAGGCUCCAGGCUCCAGACACCAAGUCAGAAAUUGGUGGCGGGCCGCUGGCGAGGAGUCUUGGCCACGCCCAGCGCCCCAGACCUUGGGCUGGCGAGCUGGUGGGCGCUAUGAGCCAGGUGCUGGGCAAGCCGCAGCCGCAGGAGGAGGAGGACGACGGCGAGGAGGACGAGCUGGGGGGGUUCGCGGAGUACGGUGAUGGGCCCGUCUCUUCCGACACCGACCAGGACAGCGGCACGGAGGGGGGAGUUCUGGACUUCAGCGAUCCCUUCAGCACUGAGGUGAAGCCCAGAAUCCUGCUCAUGGGCUUGAGGAGAAGUGGCAAGUCAUCUAUUCAGAAAGUUGUCUUUCACAAAAUGUCUCCCAACGAAACACUAUUCUUGGAGAGUACUAACAAGAUCUGCCGGGAAGAUGUUUCCAACAGCUCCUUUGUCAGUUUUCAGAUUUGGGACUUCCCAGGACAGAUUGACUUUUUUGACCCUACAUUUGACUAUGAGAUGAUCUUCAGGGGAACAGGAGCACUGAUCUUUGUCAUCGACUCCCAGGAUGACUACAUGGAAGCCCUGGCCAGGCUUCACCUCACAGUGACCAGAGCCUACAAGGUGAACACUGAUAUUAACUUCGAGGUGUUUAUUCAUAAAGUGGAUGGUCUGUCAGAUGACCAUAAAAUUGAAACCCAAAGAGACAUUCAUCAGAGGGCAAAUGAUGACCUUGCGGAUGCUGGCUUAGAAAAAAUUCACCUCAGCUUUUAUCUGACAAGUAUAUAUGACCAUUCAAUAUUCGAAGCUUUUAGUAAAGUAGUUCAAAAACUGAUUCCACAACUCCCAACUCUGGAGAAUUUGCUAAACAUCUUUAUCUCAAAUUCUGGAAUUGAAAAGGCAUUUUUGUUCGAUGUGGUCAGUAAAAUUUAUAUCGCAACUGACAGUACUCCAGUGGAUAUGCAAACCUAUGAGCUCUGCUGUGAUAUGAUAGAUGUGGUGAUUGAUAUCUCUUGUAUUUAUGGUCUCAAAGAAGAUGGAGCAGGAACCCCCUAUGACAAGGAAUCAACAGCCAUUAUAAAACUGAAUAAUACAACAGUUCUUUAUUUAAAAGAGGUGACAAAGUUCCUGGCACUCGUUUGCUUUGUCAGAGAGGAAAGCUUUGAAAGAAAAGGACUUAUUGAUUAUAACUUUCAUUGCUUCCGGAAGGCCAUUCAUGAAGUUUUUGAGGUGAGAUUGAAAGUGGCGAAAUCUCGAAAGGUUCAGAAUCAGCUACAGAAGAAAACAGGAGCUGCUUCUAAUGGUACCCCUAGAGUGCUGCUGUAGGUGAGGUUUCAGGAGUAUCUUCUGAAAUUAGACCUUUCUUGUGAGGCUGCUGUGCUCUUGCCUAAAGAACAAGGGAGGACAGUUGGACACAUGACAUUGAUUUGUUGUUAAAACAAAAAACUCACUGCAUCGUGAUCUCUUUUUUUUUUUUAGGUAAAUUAAGCACUUUGAAGCAAAACUUGUACAGUAACAAUAAAGAGAAAUCCACUGUACCUUAUAGAAAUGUAAACUUUUGUGGUUGGUAGAAAAAUCCCAUGUGAGAACUGUCACUGUACAUAUUUUGUACUUUUUUAUGUUUUUUUUUUCCUUCACUGAGCUGAACUUUAAUAAUGACUUUCCUAAGCGCUUUUCUAUUCUUGGUGUCAAGUCCAUAUUCAUAGCAAUCAGAAAUGAUUCAAAAAAUGAUAUAUUGGUAAAAGAUUUUUUGUAGAUGUGGAAAUCUUUGCUAUAGUUAUUGAGAAAAACAAAAUCAUUUUUUUCAAUGGAGCUAGAACAUAUUGGGGCUGUGAACUCCAGGAGCAAUAAUUAUCCCCUAUUUGUAAUGGAUAUAGAAAGGAACUUUGUAAAAAAAAAAUUUAGUAACAAACUUAUACAAAAGUUUGUAUCACUGUGGCCAUGCACCCUACUCAGUAGUAUGAAGCUCUUUACCUCACCAUAUGCCCCUCUUCUAUCAUGUCAUACAGAUAGGUGAUUUCUUUUUGCUGCGGUACUGUCUUGUAGAACCUUUGGGACCAGAUUUCCACAAUGGUGCUGAUCACUGGAAAGAAUAAGAAUGUCAUUAGAGGAGUUUGGGACAAAUGACAUGGAUGUGUUGAGAAAUUCUAGAGGCUCUUCUGUGCCUACAACUUGGGGUUAAAACAACAUCAGAAGGCCAAAGGUUUCCCAAAUGUAGGCAGUUGGCAACUCUAGGCUAAAUGCAAAUGUGCUUCUGUAUAUUUGGCCCCUGUUGUGCUGCAUUUAAAGUCUUUACCUGCAACUGUUUUUAAUUGUUCCAUGACCACCACAUGGAGUAAAUCUCAUAUCUCCAUAGAGCUUGAUACUACUGGUUCCAUUUGUCACCUGAGAUACCAUUUCAUCUGUGACAAUUUGCCUCAUGUCCUCCACCUGUUCCCACUUUAUGACUAAGUUCAACUUGCCACUAGUGUGCCCUGCAAGGUUAAAGAGUCAUAAUGAAAGCCCGUGGCCAGUGAGAAAAGAAUGGUUUGAAGGGGUAUCAUAGUUACCUAUGUAUUUGUAUAAUGAGAAUUAUGAGUCCUAAAUCUAUAUGUCAGACCAUUCCAAGUAGAUAGAAAAUUCUAUGAUCAGCUUAAAACUUUAACACUUUAUGACAGGCAUGUGGGACAUUAAAAAAGUAUUCUUUUUAAAGUAGAGCCUCCUAAGGCCCAUCAAAGCUAGUACUUGCAAAAACAUGUAAAGUCCCUGGGGCAACUUCUCCCUUAAAUUCACUUCUCUCAGUGACUUCUUUCCAUAAUCUUUCCUUAUUCUCCCAAAGUCCUACUCGUUUUAAUCUGGAAACUAAAAUGGAAGAUCAUUGAGGUUUAAGUUUGUGCAUUUUAAAGGAGAUGUCUAGAAAGUGUUAUGACACCCUAACUCCUUAUGAUCUCUUAUUUAUAACCCUGGAUGGGCAGGUAGGAGCCCAGGGUUCCAGAGAAGGCUUUUCCUUAAUUUCCAGAGCUGUUCCCCAUUGGGUCUUUGCCAACAGGACUGAUGAAUGUGGGUUCUUUUUAUAAAUGUAAUUGUUAUUUUGUUUUAUUUGAAACAGGGUCCCAUCUGGUGCUGGGAAUUGAGCCCAGGGCAUUAUGCAUGCUAGGAAAGUACUCAACCAAUGGAAUUAAAUCCCUAGCCUUAUCUCUUAAUUAGCAAAUAAAGAGUUACAUUUCUAAUUCAACAUUAUCCUUGAUAUAGACACCUAUCUGGUAAACCACAUAUUACUUAUGUAUAUACACACAUACAGUGUGCAUGUGUGGAUUAUUAUAUAGUUUCCAUUUUUAAGCUGGGUAUAUGAUGAGUUUUUGAUGAAAUGUGCCUUAAAAGCCUGUUACUUCAAGAGCAUGUGAUUCCUUGGGAAAUAGGCAAAAAUAAUGACCCAGGACUUCAAGUUCAUGGUAGUAUACGUAAUCACCUGCUGAUAUUUAUACUGCCUCAAACCUUGUAAGUGCGACAACCUUUAAAGAAAGAUGUCAGAGUUAGGUCUGAAUGUUGAGGUUUUUCAGAUCUGUGCUAUUGGAAUUGCAACAAAUCUUCAAGUUAUUUUUGGGUUUUACAUUUGAUAUGGAAGUUAGCCUGUGGUAAUGUACACAUUUAUGUUUUAUGCUAAGAUGUAAUUAUAAAGGCCAAAGCUCUGGCUACAGAGCUGUCCUGAAACAUUUUUGCUUGGCUUUAAAAGUUGAGAACUUAAUACAGGUUUCUAGAUCAGAGCAGUCUUUUGCAUUUUGAGUUAAGUAUAAUUUAUAUAUCAUAGGCAGACUAAAUUAUCAUCUUUGGUUCAUUUCAGUGAUGUAGAUUAGUGUAAAUGACCAGUAUGGAGUGUUUUUUCUUUCUUUCUUUUGUUUUUUCAAGGUAGGAUUUCACUCUAGUCUAGGCUGACCUGGAAUUCACUCUGUAUUCUCAGGGUGGCCUCGAACUCACAGUGAUACUCUUACCUCUGCCUCCCAAGUGCUGGGAUAUUAAAGAUGUGCACCACCACGCCUGGCUCUUGGAGUGUUUUUUUAAAGAAAUAUAAAUAAAGGCCAACUGACAUUCACAGUGUUACUUUGUGACUAUAAUAUAUUUUGGACCCUUAAAUAUAAAAUGACUAAAAAUCACAGAAAGAUUGUUUUGUAUGAAUUAUAUGGCCAACUCUAUUUGAA